Striga asiatica is the source of this 961-nucleotide messenger RNA. NCBI's taxonomy places the organism in Eukaryota, Viridiplantae, Streptophyta, Magnoliopsida, Lamiales, Orobanchaceae. The record is from the annotation of a GenBank genome assembly.
CCGCCGCCGCCGCCGCCGCUGCUCAACCAUGGCCGUGUCCGCCGGAAACUCGUAUCUGCCGCCAGAUGCGUCGCCUUUCGAGCUCAAAGCCGAGGCCGACUUCGACCGAAUCGUCUCCCCCGAUGGACUGAUUUCGGUCUGCGGCUUCGGUUCUCUUCUCUCCGAAAGGAGUGCGAGGAGUACUUUUCCAGAUUUGAUAAACUUUCGAGUUGCGAAAUUGAAUGGUUUUCGGAGAGUGUUUGCUCAUGUUGCUCCGAUUUUCUUCGAACGGGGCAUAGCUAAGCCUGAAACAAAGGAAACAUCAAGCUUGAGCGUGGAACCCUGUGAAGGUGAAACUCUUGUAGUUACCACUUUUGAGAUACAAAGAUCAGAGAUACCCUCUUUUAUUGAGAGGGAGCAUGAAUUCCGGUUUUUAGCUGUGACUCCAGAAACAUUUAAUGGGCUGUUUUACACUACUCCAUCGGUACUAUGUGCACGUUAUAGUGAUGAGGAAUACUUCAUGAACAGAUGUGAAGGCAAUAAAGAGAUAUUCUAUCAACGGUAUGGACAGUAUGGCAUUGACAAGAUUUGGUUGGAUGAUAUCUUACCCUGUCGCGUUUAUCUUCGCCAUUGCGUGUUGGCAGCAAAAAAUCUAAGUGAAGCAGCAUACGAGAACUUCUUAGAUCAUACAUUUCUUGGUGACCGUAAAACAACCAUUCGCGAGUACUUAGCAACAUCAGGCUCGGGCAUAAUGGAGGAUGAGCCUCCCGAGCAGCUAAAACAUCGUUAUGGUGGUUAAUCUGAGCUGAGAUUUUGCGACCCUUAGUCGAACCUUGUCUACACGAAGGUUUAAGGAACUUGGAAGGUUUUUUGGUAUAAUCAUAUUGACUUAUUGAUAUCAGGUCCUAAGUCAGAAGGUUUAAGGAACUUGGAAGGUUUUUGGUAUAAUCAUAUUGACUUAUUGAUAUUAGGUCCUAAGUCA